GUACUAGUCCUGCUUCGCGCCAGCUGGGUCCUCGCAAAAUGUCUGGAUUAUCUGCACUUAGUGACAGUCGUCGAUCUUCCAUUUCGGAAAAAUCACUCGGACUUUCCGUUGCUUCACAUUCUGACGUGUCGAAACUUGCUGAAUCUCCCAAAUCAACCGCCGCACCUAAACCCGAAGUGUCCGCACAGUCUGUUUCCCCGGCGUCCACUGCAAAAGUCCCUGUGACAUCUGCUACGUCAACCGGGACAGCUUCGCAUGCAGAAUCUUCCGCCAAGCUUCCUCCUGCCAGCACCACCCAUAAACCCCGCGAAUCCAGCCCACCUCGUUUCACGCUCGGUGGCGGUAAUGGUACGCACUCCCCGGACACCGAGUUGGAACUGGUCAACUUACGCGCGGAAGUCAAGUUACUGACAGAACAAGUGGAGGCGUUGCGAACGAAACGCGAGGAAGAUCGACAACGUUUACAAGAGCUAGAACGCCUCAAGAUUCAACUAGAACAAUUGGAAAAGAAUCGGACUUUGAUGCGCGAGCAGGCUGCCGAAUUGCAACGUCAGUUGGCACAAUCAAAAACGGAGAAGGCCGAAAUUCAAGAAGCGUUUGAUCGGUACCGUGAAGAAAUGUCCGACCUUGUUGAAAACAUGGAGAUGGCUACACUUGACAAGGAGAUGGCCGAAGAGAAACUGGACACAUUGACAAGCGAGUUGGAAUUGCUCAAAGAGCAAGUUGAGGAGUUGACCUUGGAGAACCAAAUACUCAAAGAGGAGCACACAGACGCCUCUGCAACCACGGAAGGUGGUCCGACGCCGCAGCAAUUGAAGAAUCUGGAACAACAAAAUGAGCGCAUGAAGCAAGUGCUUAUCAAGCUGCGCGAUUUGAGCAAUCAGGACAAACAAGAGAUCACGCGAAUGACGAAAGAAAUCGCUUCUCUUGAGUCCGAGGUGGGUCAGUUAACAACCGAGAAGGAUCGCCUUGCUUCCGAGCUGAAGCAUUCACUCGAGCAAACGAUCGAGCUGAAAGAGCAAGUCGACGCAGCUCUCGGUGCGGAUCAGAUGGUCAGCCAGUUAACUCAACGUAAUCUGGAGCUGGAGGAACAAUUGGAAAAGCUCACGGAGGAGCGUAACGAUCUGGAGGCACUGUGUGAAAUGAACGAUGAAUUACAAGAAAACAGUCGUGACACAGAACGCGAACUGCGCGAGGAGAUUGAACAAGGCCGCGCGCAGAUCGGCCAACUCGUCCGUCAUCUGGAUGCGCUGCGAGAGACAAAUGCGGAUUAUGAGAAAACACUGGGCAAGUUUCGUGAUCUCGUCACCGAAUUGCAGGCACAGAAUGCCGAUUUAUGUCGAUCAUUGGCCGAUGGAAAGCGCCAAAAGGAGGAACUGCAGCAGAGUGCUUUGCGCGCCAUACAAUCCACCGGCGUUAUGUCUCAGGCCCCAUUGUCUGUUGGCUUCGGACUAGCCUCGCAGUCGCAGACAUUAGCGAAGAUGCUUGAGAUGGAAUUGCGCCGAAUUGAAGUCGAUCAGUGUAACGCUCAUGUGAACCGACUCACCGCUUUUCUACCCGAUUCUUUUACGAGACGUGGAGGGGAUAAUGACGCACUACUUGCAUUGCUUCUCAUCGACCGUUUGGCCGCCAAGACGGAUCACUUGGCCAGUCAUUUGUCCGAGCGAUAUCCUUUACCAUCCUGUAUCCCUGGACAAGCAAGACCUCAGCCUGCGUUAUCGACUGUCACCCAGCCUCCGGAAGCCACACCUAUGGAGCAAUCCAGUGAUGUGGGCGACAUCCGCCUUCCAGGAUCUGGUCAACCUUUGCCCCCGAUGACGAAAAACAAAGCGGAGUUUUACAGCAUGAUCACAUACUUGGUAUUCAUGCUACGUUGCUGGUCUUCACUUCUGACAUACUACAAACAGGUGAUGUCUACAUGUAGUGUCGAGCUCUAUUUGAAAAUUGGUUCUUUGUACUCGGAGAUGGCUGCGCACGAAAUAACGAUUGAUCGUCUGCUGGAUCUGGCCGGAAAAGAUCAGUUGGAUGAGAACACUUCUUUGGAACCACUUUCCGCAUCACUGGACUAUUUCAUCCAGCUACGCUCGGUGCACAUGACAGCAGAACCAACGCGGGAUUGCUCGAGCAAGUUGCUAAGUUUCGUUCAGUGCGUACUCGCUUCCGUUGAUGCACUGUCCACUGAUGCUGCUGCGCUGAUGAUCCUCACAGGACAAUCACUAGAACCUCUGGAACAGACAGCCACAGCGGCUGCAACUUCGGUCGGUGGUCCCGUCGGUCUCACCGUGCAUCCAAGCGAGGAAUCGACACCAGUGCAGACGGUCGGUGGUUUGGUUGGCCUGUUGGCCGAUGUUGUGUCCUUCUCCACCGUUACACGCAUCGCUACUCGCCGUAUUCGUCGUCGAAUACCAAAAGAUAGCAACACGCAGCCACUGUCUUUCGGUCCCGAAGUCGCUGUCAAUUUAGACCAAGCACUAUCCUUAUUGACCAGCAUGGCGACCGCACUCCGCGAAACUACUCGCAAAGCAGGUUCUUUGGCGGCUCAACAGGAUGAAUCUUCGUAUUUGAAAUCAACUACGGUGUUCAAGGACUGUCUCGGUGAGGCUUGCAAGGAAAACUGGACUGGCAGCGGCGCCACCGGUCUCAUUCAGCCUGACGCAUACAUCCGAACGAGUCUUGAGAAAGUGCGACAUUUAAUCACUCAAGUCUCUGUGGCUAUGGAGAACGGAGAAUACGACUUUGAUGGGACCAAGCCACCAAAACCCCAUGAGCCUUAUGCUUUACGUGCGGCCGCUCACAAGCAAGCUCAAGUCGAUUUGGAAGGCUGUCGUGUGAAACUCGAAGGUAAAGAAGAAGAGCUACGCGAACUGCAGCUGUCUCUCAAGACUAAGGUUAGCGAACUCAGCGAGAUGUCCGUUCGGGUGAGUUUGGCAGAAAAACGUCUGGAAAACGCCGGAAAAGGAAGUGAGGAGAAAGUGAGUCGUCUGGAACAGCGAUUGGAACAACUGGAAGCGCAACAAAAGCGCAAAGAUAGCGAACACGAACAUGCCAUCGAUGCUUUGCAAUCGGACAUCGAAGUACUGGAGCAGGAGAAAGCUGAACUGAGAGAAAAACUGAAGUCGUUGAGCAAGAAGGCACUUUUCGAAGGGCUGAUCAAGGCUCCUGUUGCUACGGCCACCUCACCGACUCGGCAGCCACCUUCUCCGGGUCACACUGUCGGGACCCCACCAACCCCAGGGACGGCAUCUGCCAGAGCUGCUUCAAGAGACUCAGCCUUCCUUGCUUUGGAGAUCGAUGCCUUGCGGGAAGCUGUUCGUCAGCUGUCAGCAGACAAUUCGAAGUUACGCGGCGAGAAAAUCCUGUUUCAAAUGCAGAGCUUGAAACCGCUGAAGCGGUCUAUGCGUCGUGUUCCACCUGUUGAAGUUGCACAUGGAGAUGCGGCCACAGCGGAUUCGGUUGGAGCCAAGACUCGUUUGACAAAAAAGCACACUUUAGCCGAUGUUGAUCGCCAAAUUGCACAGCUGCAGACCCAGAUAUACGCAGCACUGGCUCGCCCCAAGGUGGUGUUAUUACCACAGGUGGAGCAGAAACCAGCGCCCAUGCCGCCCUGUGCUGCCGGUGACGGUUCUGUGCCUGCCGCGAUUGUGCGCCCCAUGCCCAGCGCCACUAGUCAAUGGCUUCAGCAGGUUUCCCACAUCGCCAACUUGCAUGCAGAUUUGGAGCGGUUCCAAAAAUUGUCGAAGGAGAUGAUCGCAGAACAAUUCCCGCACGCAAUGAUCUCCUCCGAUUUCGCCAGAUUUCCAUCCGCGUGGUUGCGGCAAAUACUAGCGCCUCAACAGCAGCCGAUGGAGAGCGAUCGUCUGGUGUCACGUUUGGUCUUCCCUGGUGCCUCGGACCAGGCUACACCUUCACGCCUGGUUCUAUCGUCGACACAACUUCGAGCUUUACAAGCUCACUUGUUGUCAUUCGGUUGAAGGAGCAUUCCACUUGGAACUAGUUUUACUUCAUCUUUAAAGCGUUUGUGAUGCGAAUAACGUACUAUGGUGCACGGUCACACCAAGGGGUAUCUGUUUUUCUCCAGAGACGGUCACUGCUCCGUGUAACUUUGUUGUUCUCACUAUUCACGCAUUCAGUUUUGACAUCUAUACCCGGUUCCUGGUUGCCAUUUUACUACCUGGCUGUGGAUAUUUCGCCCAUUAUAUAAGUGGUUGUGCAAUC
Dicrocoelium dendriticum is the source of this 4215-nucleotide messenger RNA. NCBI's taxonomy places the organism in Eukaryota, Metazoa, Platyhelminthes, Trematoda, Plagiorchiida, Dicrocoeliidae. The record is from the annotation of a GenBank genome assembly.